AUGAGGGUAUCGUUCGUUACCACCAUUGUUGUCAUUAUCACCACUUUGCUCUCUUUUGAAACUUUAUUCGUUUCCGCGAACACACAAUGCUUAGGAAGCUGUAAUAAAUCAAAGAUAAAGGCUAAUGGUACUCAAAUUAAAACUGGUAAAGAUAAAAGUGGUUUCUGCUCCAGUUUAAUCCAAGGACAAAUCCCUUCCAAUUUGAAUAUGGUCUCUACUCUUAUCCUUAAACCUACUAAUGAUGAACAAAUAAAAGCAAACAAGACUUUUCUUGUAAAAAUUAAGGUUAAAAAUUUAAAUACUGGAUUUUUCAGUGACCCUAACACUGAAUAUUAUACAUCCUCACAAGAACUUGAUAAUAAUGGAUUGAUUAAAGGCCAUACUCAUGUUGUUGUUCAAAAAUUGGAUGAUGAAAAUCCUCCUGAUCCAACCGCAUUUGCUUUCUUCAAGGGAUUGAAUGAUAAAGCCGAUAAUGGUGUGUUGUCAACUAUUGUUACCCCUGGAUUACCAAGAGGUUUAUACCGAUUAUGUACAAUGAGCUCCUCCUUUACUCAUCAACCGGUUAUCAUGCCUGUUGCUCAGCGCGGUUCACAGGAUGACUGCCUUAAUAGAGGAUGA
This is a messenger RNA of Dentiscutata heterogama, 618 nucleotides long. NCBI's taxonomy places the organism in Eukaryota, Fungi, Glomeromycota, Glomeromycetes, Diversisporales, Gigasporaceae. The record is from the annotation of a GenBank genome assembly.